GAGUGGAGGAGAAGAGAACAUACACGAAACAUGAAGAGUAUGGUUACUAGCUACAGUUGAAUCUUCCCUGAUAAGUCCUUGACUAGUGUGAGAGUCGAUGCAGAACUCUGUAUGUAGCUGAGUGUUUUCAGUAGAAGACCAGGAUGUCUACGUCGUUCCAGCCAUGGCACCAUGGUAAUAUCACCCGAUCUAAGGCUGAGGAUCUGCUCUCCAAAGCAGCUCGGGAUGGGAGCUUCCUCCUCCGGGACAGUGAGUCCAUACAGGGUGCCUAUGCCCUCUGUGUUCUGUACCAGAACUGUGUGUAUACCUACAGGAUCCUACCCAAUGAGGACAGGAAGCUCUCAGUCCAGGCCUCUGAGGGCGUGGCUAUCCGAUUAUUCUCUGUGCUGUCUGACCUGGUGGAGACGUUCUACAGUCCCAACAUGGGUCUGGCUACACACCUGCAGUUCCCUGUUCAGAAGGAGGAGGAGCCAGAGGAAGAAGCAGUUACGACAGUUGUUGGAUCAACAGAGCCAGUGAAAUACCCUCCUCAGCUGCCCCCUAGAAACUUCUUAGGAGGACCGUCAGCCAAUGGCACUAAAGAAACCCAAGGAGGGGAUUCCCGAGGCUCAGAGCUGGCUUGUAGUUCCCUGGGAGACACAUACCUACAGAGACUACAACACAUCGAUAUGUCAAACCUGCCAGAAGAGCACCAAAAAUCCAUUGAGGAAUAUUUCCACACCUCGGUCUCUCUCGAUGCUGAGCAAGUCCAGAAUGGGAAUCCAUGCCUCCCCCAUCUAAAGAAGCUCACCAUGGGAAUCUGCAAACAACUGAACAGCGAGAUCUCCCGUACCCUGCCCACUCUGGAGACCUUUCAGAGGCUUCUGGACCAGCAGCUGUCCCCAGGUAUAGGACGAUUGAGGACUCAGGUGUCAGCAGAUUCCGACCAGUCUGUGUCCUUCAGGCUGGAACAACUGACCAAGCUGCUCUACUCUAUAGAAGAGAAGGCCAAAACAGCCGUGUUUGAGUGGGCUGGAUACGACGGAGGCCACAGACAGUCUCUAAUACCACCUAUUACAUUUGAAGUCAAAUCAGAGUUGCUUGGUCUCACAACCAAGAUGUUCCUCAAGGUGGAUGUGGAAACUGGGAAGAUCUACUUCAAGAAAUCUAAAGACGGGCCAGAAGACAAAUACUUUGUUCACAAUAAAAUCUUACAGCUGGUGAAAUCCCAGAAGGUUGCCAAGCUGGUCAUCAUGGUGGAAACAGAGAAGGAGAAAACUCUGAGGAAAGAGUUUGUCUUCAACGACACAAAGAAAAGAGAGGGAUUCUGUCAACUCCUUCAGCAGAUGAAGAACAAACACUCAGACAAGCCUGAGCCCGAUAUGAUCACUGUAUUCGUUGGUACCUGGAAUAUGGGGAACGCCAGCCCCCCACACAGCAUUGCAUCUUGGUUCCAGUGUAAGGGUCAGGGCAAGACCAGGGACGACACGGCCGACCACAUUCCUCAUGACAUCUAUGUGAUCGGGACUCAGGAAGAUCCCCUGGGGGAGAAGGAGUGGAUAGACACACUGAAGAGUGCCUUGAGAGGAACCACCAACAUCAGCUUCAAACAAAUAGCCACCCAGACCCUAUGGAACAUCCGGAUCGUUGUGCUAGCCAAGCCUGAGCACGAGAACAGAAUCUCACACAUCUUCUCAGAUAGCGUCAAGACAGGGAUCGCCAACGCUUUGGGAAAUAAGGGUGCAGUGGGUGUAUCCUUCAUGUUCAACGGUACUUCCUUUGGCUUCGUCAACAGUCACCUGACCUCAGGCACUGAGAAGAAGAUCAGACGCAACCAGAAUUACGUCAGCAUCCUACGCUUUCUGAAUCUUGGAGAUAAGAAACUGAAUCCCUUUGACAUCACACAUCGAUUCACUCAUCUGUUCUGGCUCGGGGAUCUGAAUUAUCGAAUCGAACUGCCAUCCACAGAAGCCGAGAGCAUUGUGACCAAGAUCAAACAGCAGCAGUACCAGGAACUGCUGUGUAGAGACCAGCUCACCAUUGAGAAAGGAGAAGAGAAGGUGUUCCUACACUAUGAUGAGGAAGAGAUCACAUUUGCGCCCACGUAUCGUUUCGAGAGAGACACACGAGAGAGAUAUGCCUACACCAAAGCCAAAGCCACAGGGACUAAAUACAAUCUACCAUCAUGGUGUGAUCGUGUUCUACGGAAGUCCUACCCCUUGGUGCAUGUGUUCUGUCAGUCUUACGGGUGUACCAAUGACAUCAUGACCAGUGACCACUCUCCAGUUUUCUCCACAUUUGAAGUUGGCGUGGCAUCACAGUUUGUCUCCAAGCACGAUCCCAGCAGGGUGUCUCAGGGUGGGAUCAAGUUCAUGAACUGCGUUGCCACCCUCAUGACAAAGUCCAAGACCAAGUUCUUCCUGGAAUACCACUCCAGCUGCUUAGAGAAAUUCGUCAAGAGCUCGGAAGGAGAGAACCAAGAUCACUCAGAUGGGUCCAUCAAAGUUCGGUUUGGAAACCAAGUUGAGCUCGUCCCUAUCAUCUCAGACCCGGAGUAUCUGUUGGAUCAACACAUUCUCCUGUGUGUCAAGUCCACAGACUGUGACGAAUCCUAUGGAGAGGGCUGUGUGGCUCUGCGAGCGGCAGAGUCCUCCUAUGCAGAGUUCCACAUCACAUUGACGCAUCACGGCGAGCGGACGGGCACCCUGACGGGAGGCGUAGAGUUACGAACCUCAGAAGGCAAACAGACUGAGAAGUUAUACGAUUUCAUCAAAGUGGAAAGGGAUGAUUCUGGUGCCUCUAAAGGAAAAGGACUUGAUCUUAUCAACAAGUUUGCUCUUCCCAGUGAUAUCACCAACCCCAGUUACAUGGGGGUGGGCUUCAAGUCUGGAGGUGUGACAGACAGGGGCUGGAGCUACUGCAUGUCCCCGAAAUCAGGCUCCGGAGGUGGGGGUGGUGGUGGUGGUGUCGGUGGGUUCGGGAGUAGGGACCAGACCCAUGGAAACACCUCUCCCAAAAAGACUGUCUACGACCACAGCGCUGUGCGAAGCCCGACAGGAAAAGCAUCUGAUAAUGUUAGUGAGGGGGGGAAGCCAGCGGAGAUGUUUGACAACCCUCUGUACGGAUCCAUGGGGAAGGGAGGAGGACCACGAGGAGCUAAAGACCAACCAGAACCUCAACGCUCCAAGGAUCACCUGACCCCUCCAGACCCCAUCUUCUCCUUCACCAAACCCUCUGACCAGGACCUUGACCGGCCCCCGGUCCCCACCCCUCGUAACCGCUCUUACACCUGUUCUGAGACCAAGCCACCGUCUUCCAUCACCACUGCCUCAGCCUCGGCCCCGCUCCACCCCCAGACCUACACCAAGAACCCUGUGAAGCCCUCACGCUCCGAGGGAGGCAUGGUACAAACCACCAAUAGACCACAUCUGCCCAUGAAGUCCCGCCUAGGCCAGGCGGACAUCACGCCCACUAAGCCUAAAGACUACAGAGACAGCUCGGAGUUGCUCAGCAAACUGCGUCCACCUACAAGGCCCAUCCAGCCACUCCCCAAAGAAGCUCAUCAUGAGGCAACUCAACCACCGAAGAUGGGCCGUUCAGUGAAAUGACUUUGUCCUUUUUUUUCUGAAAACCCUCUUGUCCUAUAUGUUAAAAUGAGAUGUUGGAUGGUGGCUAGUGUCAGUCACUGCAAUGCUCGUCUUCCUGCCUCUCCAAACAAGUUCCUGUACGAACUCAUCUUUGCAUUUGCAUUAGGCUGUAUUCAUGGCAACGCUCUGGGGAUUUGUGGAGUCCUCUGAAAUAAAUAUUGUUGUUCUUUUUGUUGCACAAAUGCUGACAACUAGAAAAGCUCUUUAGAUUAUAGGAAUCAUGUUUAAAGACUUGUACAACAAUCUCAAUUAAACUAAAGGGAAUCAUGUUCA
This is a messenger RNA of Oncorhynchus masou masou (cherry salmon), 3899 nucleotides long. Its product is annotated as phosphatidylinositol 3,4,5-trisphosphate 5-phosphatase 1-like. Gene Ontology annotation, biological process: phosphatidylinositol dephosphorylation; regulation of immune response; negative regulation of bone resorption. The record is from RefSeq and is a predicted model, not a curated record. Lineage: Eukaryota; Metazoa; Chordata; Actinopteri; Salmoniformes; Salmonidae. The coding region runs from base 144 to 3587 and encodes 1147 amino acids. Gene Ontology annotation, molecular function: phosphatase activity. Gene Ontology annotation, cellular component: cytosol. The transcript is spliced from 27 exons.